Bursaphelenchus okinawaensis is the source of this 361-nucleotide messenger RNA. The record is from the annotation of a GenBank genome assembly. Lineage: Eukaryota; Metazoa; Nematoda; Chromadorea; Rhabditida; Aphelenchoididae.
AUGAAUAAGGUGGAGUACAUCUGCAAAAUGCAAUUAGAGCGGUAAGGAGGUAACAAUACGCGACAAACGAAUCAUGCUCGGAUUCAGGGCUGUAAAGGUCUUGUUUAAACCUCGGCACCCUAACCAAAACGAACUUGACGGGGGUCGUGGAAUUGAAUUUGCUUCUCCUUCUCGUGCAUAUGAAGGAGACUCGGCUUCAGAACGACGACGACGUCACACACAACUCUUGGCCCACAAACUUCAAGGCCUUAGGCCUAGGAUUGAAUAUCAGACAGGCAAUAAAGAGCUGCACUCUAAUAUCCCUUAUAAGCGGAGUUUCUUUACGAAAGGUGGCGACUUCUUAUUUGCCUCCGGCACUUAA